AGAGCAUGUUAUUAGCGAUCCGUAUGACUUCGUCCCUUCAUGCUAAUCACUCAAAUCAAUCAGCAGUAGCGUUAUACCUCUACAUAUCAGAUUUCCGCUAGAACAUCAACAUGAGCGACUCGAUCAUUGCCGCAGUAGCUGGAGGGCUUGGAGGCGCCGUCAGUAUGACUCUGACCUACCCUCUGAUCGUAUUGAGCACACGAUCAGCCGUCCGAGCAAAAAAAUCGAAUGCCUCCACCCUCGAAUCAGCCAUGGAGAUCCUCAAGAAGGAAGGUCUAGCCGGACUCUAUGCCGGAUUGGAUAGCAGUAUCGCUGGUAUCGUCGUCACCAACACGGUCUUUUACCUCUUCCUUGAGGAGUCGAAACGGAUCAUCCUCGGUCGUUCGGGUAACAAGAACACCUCGACGGCGCAGAUGAUGCUGGCCAGUACCAUCGCAGGUGCGGCUACGACGAUCACGACGAACCCUAUCUGGUUGAUCCAGACGCAUCAAGCCACACGAGGGGUCGUCGAGCAAGACCCUGUGCAGGGCGAGCGCAAGGUGGUCAAGAAGAAACCAGGGAUGUUACAAGCGGCACAAGAGAUCAUCGGCGAGAAGGGUAUCACCGCAUUAUGGCGCGGGAUCGGACCUGCCUUGGUCCUGGUGAUCAACCCGGUCUUACAAUACACCGCCUUCGAGCGGCUCGUCCAAAUCUAUCAACGCUACCAGACCAAGAAGACGGGCGUCAAAGCCCCCUUGAGGGAUAUCGACGUCUUUUGGCUCGGAGCUAUUGCCAAGGCCAUCGCCACGGGUGGGACUUACCCAUAUAUCGUGGUCAAGAGCCGUCUGCAAGCGGCCACGCAUCAAUACGGUUCUUCCGUACAGGCCAUCCUACAGAUCCUGCGCGAAGAAGGACUGAGCGGGCUCUAUGCUGGUAUCGGGACCAAGCUACUCCAGUCCGUCUUGACCGCUUCGUUCCUUUUCGUCGCUCAGCGCAGGAUCUUCGAGCUCGUCAAAUUGCUCAUCGCUUCGCGGAUGGCUCGCGCAGCCAAGGCAGUAGCAUAAUAAUCCGCACGCGCUCGACGCACUUGUACAACAUCGUCCUUGUAGUUCGCGAAAUCGGAGCCUCAUCCGAGAAGCCUUCUUAUUUGCAGCCGAAUGAGGCAGAGCGAAUGGCUGCAUAGUUUGAUGUAAACUAAAGACCAGAGGUUCAUAUCAGCUAGCAUGACUACGUCCGCCGAAACAUGACUCUGGCGGCGGCCAAGCACAAAGGUCGUUUGAGAAACAUUAAAAUACGG
Messenger RNA from Filobasidium floriforme, 1276 nucleotides. Its product is annotated as peroxisomal membrane protein. Gene Ontology annotation, molecular function: FAD transmembrane transporter activity; FMN transmembrane transporter activity; AMP transmembrane transporter activity. Bases 111 to 1043 code for a protein of 310 amino acids. The transcript has 12 exons. Gene Ontology annotation, cellular component: peroxisomal membrane. The record is from RefSeq and is a predicted model, not a curated record. Lineage: Eukaryota; Fungi; Basidiomycota; Tremellomycetes; Filobasidiales; Filobasidiaceae.